AAACAAUCGAGCGAAGAUUCAGGCGAACCAGCCGCUACCUGCUCGCCCGCCGCUACCUGCUCGCCCGGGGCCAGAGGCAAAGGCCAGAGGGCCAGCUCUCGCGCGCUCGCGAUCGACCGAGGCUAGGCCGGCUAGGCCUAGGCAACUAGCUGGCACGCGCACUGCUCUGUUGCAUGUUGACUGCCGGGGUUGACUGUUGUCUAGUUCUGUUGAGUGUUGUUUAUCAUGAUCAUGGUUGCUUUCGACAAAGUUACGUUAGAUGACUGAGGUCAAAGAAAUACACUUAAGUCUAAAUAGGCUAGACUAUACUCUUCAGAAUGGAUCGUGAACCUGGUCAUCUCCCAUUUGCUGUGAAGGAGAAAGUCUCCUCUCUUGUAUGGAUCAAGGUGGUUGCUGCUGGAAAUGCUGGUGUGGGUAAAACAUGUAUCAUCAAGCAUUUCUGUGAAGAUAAGUUUUCUCAUGGUUACCAGCCAACAGUUGGAGUUGACUAUGGCUUUAAAAUACAGAAUAUAUCUAAUGUUGAUUUAAGAGUUCAUCUUUGGGAUAUAUCUGGCCAUCCUGAUUACCAAGAAGUACGGAAUGAAUUAUUCAGUGAUACGCAGGCGUGUUUCUUGGUGUUUGAUGUGACAAACAGACAUUCCUUUGACAACCUAGAAUUCUGGUUGAAGGAAUUGAACCGCUACUGCACAUCUCCAAGUCAUGUUGUUGUAGUAGCUAACAAGAUUGAUAUUAAAGCAAAGCGUGUUGUCCAGUCAGAUGAAGCGAUGCGAUGGGCAACUGGUAAGAAAGUCAAAUACUAUGAGACUUCAGCUUUCAGUGGAGAGGGAAUCACCCGAAUGUUUACCGAUAUUCUUCAAGAAGUGAUGACAAAAUCUAGCCUUGGGACAAGGUGACACAGUCAUAUGGUAUCAGAUUUCUUAUUACAACUACUUCAUAUUUGAAACAUAAUUAUGCAAUAAUUUUGAUACCUUGAUAAUUCUUUAUAGUUAUUUUAUAAUUGUUUGUUAGAAAUAAGGUUUUCAUGAGUGGAACAUGCCAAUUGGUUCUUUUGAAGUCACCCCAAAGAAGUGUAUGUUGAAGUAAUGGAGGAUUAUGUUGAUCAUAACAUAGAAUUUAAUGGCUAUGUGAUCAACAAUACAACGUUGAUAUUGUGAUGGCUGAAUUUGAAUAUAUUUUUGUUACAUAAAUCUAAGUCUUUCAACAAAAUGUGUAAUAUACAUGCCUUUAUGGUUCUUUUGUUAUAAUGCAUCACAGUAGACAAGUAGCAUGAUCGCUGAAAUAUUGUGAUUAACAACACACUGUUGAGAUUCUUCUGAUAAAUUAAACUUUUUUCAAAAUUAAUUAAACAAUCAUUUAUAAAUUUUGUAACAUUGGUACCCUAUUGGUGUACCUGUAUAUGUGACCAACUCAAUUAUAUGGAUGGGCAUCGAUCAACAAUGGGGCCAAACUUAAUUGAGAUCAGGGCCCCGUAACUCAAAGAUUGGCGAUUAAUCGCUAAAUAAAAUGGCCUAUCAAGAUCAUCGUUGCAUGCGCAUUUUGCUCAUUAGACUUGCUGGAACCAAUCAGAAUUGCUCUCUCAAAUUAGCGAUUAAUCGCUAACCUUUGUGUUACGGGGCCUUGACUGUAUGUUCUUUACCAGUUAACCAGGAAGUCCAUCAUAGUGUUGAAUUCAAUUUGACAAAAGCAACUGGUUGUAAGGAGUCUUCACAUCCUAAUGGUUGUGUGACUCUCCCCUUGAAAGUACAGGGGCAUGUGUUCGAAUUCCGCUGUGGCACUGUCCUUCAGCAAUAUGCCAGUCUACUGUUUGCCACGCUCCAUCCAGGUUUUAAAUGGGUACCCAGUAGGAUCCAAAAAUCAUUAUAGUUUGCUUAACAAUAUGAGCUCCUUAGGGAGUGGAGAAGGUAGUGUACAUGACUGGGCAAUAUAAACACAGUUUGAAGGAUGUGCAUAAGAAUUGAUAUACACAGUUGGUCUGUUGGGUUUGGUCGCUUGCUCCAUUGCAAAUCUUGCGGAUCUAACUACUUCCUCGGUUUACGCCCUAUGCUGAAGUGAGGACACAUCUUAUUAAAUGUGUAAGGCCUCGCUUUGCCAUGGUAACAGAAUACAUGGUGGUAAAUAGCAAAAAUCUGGUUGAGCAAACUAUUUCCUUAGUUUCCACCCAAUCAUAAGACAGGGCACACACAUAGUAAAUGAGAAAGCCACAUUUCUUAAACGGGUCCGUUAAUGCAUUUCCAAUCAUAAUAAAGAUAUAUUAUGUACAGGUAUGUUCAUCACUUGAGGCUGUCUUGAUAGGAAAUGGGUGUUACCUUCACUGAUAUUUCUAGUUAAUAUUAUUGAUAAUAAAAGCAAGGGAUUAUUAAUUUUGAAAAAAAAAAAUCAUUUUUGAAUAAGAAUGAAAACAGAAAAUUUUAGAUGCACUCACACAGAAUAUGUCUACUCUGUGACAUAUCAUGCAACAUCUCCCAUGGUUAUGCAGAUAAUGCAGUACAUGUACAUGUAUAUCAGAAUAAUAUGAUUGGUAAUUUUCUACAUUUCCUUUACAAACUAAUAGUAUUUUGUCAUAGAUUUUCAAAGAAAAUAGUUUAAAGAGGAGUAAACAUAGGGAAUGCAAGCAUUUAAAAGAAAAGAAACAUUUUCUUGAACAUAACACUAUGUACGACUUUUAACCUCAUUAUUUUUUAGCUAAUUGUGUGAUGAAGGUUUCAUAAGACAUCUAUGCAUUUUGAUUUGUAACAAGUGAUUAGAAUUUGUUGUAUCAAACAUAUUUCCAUUAUAUCUACCACACAGGUUCAUAUAUAUGAUCACUAAAUUGUACAAUUAACAAUUUGUGUCUUAGCAUAAGUUUUCUUUGAGAUAAGAAUUGCUGUUAAUAUAAUGAACAGUGCAAUGUAUUCUAAUUAAUUUUACCCAUAUAUAUCAUCAGUUGAAAGUUGAGACUUACCUUUACAUAUUAUUUAGGGAAUAAUAAUUCUUGAAUAACGGUGAAUGUCAAAUGUUAAGGCGCCUUGAAUAUUCUUCCAAAACGAUACAUGUGUGUUAGAAAUGUAGCUUUUAUUUGAACAUUCUCUCUGGUGCAAGCAGCAGAUGUUAUAAAUGUAGUUUUAAAUAUUUCAGGCAGGAUACAUACCCGUCUCCCUCAAUGGACCUACAUGUAGCUGAUGACCGCAUACAUUCGUAAUUCCAACGCUUCGUAAUUCUGAAGGUUUGUAAUUCCAAAGGUCCGUAAUUUGGAAGGUUCGUUAGUCCCGAAAACGAAAUAAGGUUCAUAAUUCCGAAGGUUCAUUAGUCCGAAAACGAAAUGAGGUUCGUAAUUCCAAAGGUUUGUUGGUCCAAAAACGAAAUAAGGUUCGUAAUUCUGAAGGUUCGUUAGUCCGAAAACGAAAUGAGGUUCGUAAUUCCGAAGGUUCGUUAGUCCGAAAACGAAAUACGUUUUGAAAUUCCGAAGGUUAGUUAUUCCGAAAACAAAAUGAGGUUCGUAAUUCCGAAGGUUCGUUAGUCCGAAAAUGUAAAAAAAACAAAAAAGGGGUCUUUAUCACCCCUAUUCUUGUCCAAACAAUCAACCCCCACCCUGCGCAGAGCGAUUUUUAUCAGUUUAUGAGUAGUAAAAUGAGUAAACAUUUAAUCAAGAAUGUUUCGUUUAGUAUGCAUUUUGAACUUUGACAAAACAAUUUCAAAAAGCAUCAACAUGCCCCUAUCGAUAUUUGAUAUGAUAACUUAUAUCUGCUCUUAUACUGGUUUUCGUUAAUAGUAUUUUUCUUGUUGAAUGCAUUUAUAUUUUAUUUGUUUGAUGUUCUGUAGUCUGUGUUUUAAGUUGUACUUAUCGUAAACAUGUUCAGUUUGGUCCUUGUGCCUUUGUAUCAUGUACAUUUAUUUAUUCUUAAACUUGCACCCCCCAAUAAUCCCGUAGGAACGAAAUACUAUUUUUCCAAAAUGGGAAAUUCCCUUGUUUUUUCCAAAAUGAAAUGUGCCCUUUUCGAAAUGAAAUACCCUUUUUAAAGUAUACAUUUUAGAUUAGAAAAUCACAAGUUUUUUGGUAAUUGUUAUCAUUUAUUGUUUCCAGUUAUAAGAGGCUUAGAAUGUCCAGUUUUCAGACUGGAAUAUCUUUUUAGCUCGCGCUUCGCACUCGCAUUAUUCGAUGUAUCCUAUUCAUGAGUCACUAAACGCAGUCCUUUACAGGUUCCUUUUCUGGUCAGUAUAUUUCAGCUCGCACUUCGCGCUCGUGUUAAUUCUUCAGUUAGUUGCACAUCUUUUUAAUGAUUGCAAAAACUGCUCAGAAUGUUCUAUUUUCAUUUCUUUUGAAAUUUCAAAAAGUUUGAGCUUGCGAUUCACGCUAGCAACCCCUUCCAAUGAUGCUCUAUUGACAGUUGACCAAAAAACAAGUUUUACAUCAGCUUUGAAAUUUUUUCCAUAACGCUCGCUUGCUACACUCUCUUGCGAAAAAUAAAACCUAAAUAUAUAUCUUACCAUAAUCAGAAAUCACUUCAAAAGGGCUUUGCUCUACUUAAUUACUCUAUUUUGCUCGCCGCCCUUCUUUUUGCCUCCCCAUCCUCAUAACAAUUGACCAGCAAUGGUGUUUUUCCUCCCCCCCUUCACCACGCUUACCCUUCCGGUUUUCGCGGCUUCGCCACAGAUUAUUUCAUUUUUCAGAUUAACGAACGUUCGGAAUAAAGAACCUUAUUUUGUUUUCGGAUUAUCGAACCUUCAGAAAAAUGAACCUUAUUUCGUUUCGGAUUAACGAACCUUCGGAACAACGAACCUUAUUUCGUUUUCGGAUUAACGAUCCUUCGGAACAACGAAUCUUAUUUCGUUUUCGGACUAACGAACCUUGGGAACAACAAACCUUAUUUCUUUUUCGGACUGACGAACCUUCGGAAUAACGAAUCGUUGGAAUAAUGCCACAAAUGUUUGGAUUUACAAACCCUUUUUCGUUUUCGGAUUAACAAACAUUGAGGUACCGGUAAAGGCAAUUAACGUGUUUCGGAAUUACGAACCUUCGGAAUAACGAACCUUCGGAAUAACGAAUCUUUGGAAUCACGAAGUGUAACCGCUGAUGACUGAUAUUUCCAAUAUCAGAAUUUCAAAGUGAUAUCCACCCUAAUAUCAACAUGGUUUUGAUUUUUUAUAAGAACAUUCACAUGAGAGAAACAUAUCUAUGAAGGUUCAGCAAAAGUUCAUCAAAAGUAUAUUAAUAGAUUAAUACAUAAUUAUAAAUUUUCAGUUCUAACUUUGUGACAUAAUUUGCAAGGCUGCAAGGUUCUCUCCUUGCUGUGAAUCUAUUUUUAAUUUCUUUUCACGAUCAAUGAAUAGAUAUUUGAAUGCUAAAACAUUUAGACUUCUGAUUUGGGAAAAAAGGAAUUUUUAAUUUUAAUGCACAUUGCACAACAUAUAUUGAAAAGAAGCUAGCCAGUGGAUAAGCGUAAAGAUUUUUAAAUCAUUAGCUUUUGAUGACUGCCAAAUUUUCAUUGGCAUGCUGUUCUAUUGUUUUGCUUUCAUUAGAUAUUAACGAGAUCUAUGUCAAUAUCAACAUCCCAUUUGAUAUAAUUGUAAAUACUCUUCACUGUU
Molecule: messenger RNA, 5562 nt
Organism: Lytechinus pictus (painted urchin)
Lineage: Eukaryota; Metazoa; Echinodermata; Echinoidea; Temnopleuroida; Toxopneustidae
Product: dnaJ homolog subfamily C member 27-like
Exons: 6
Coding region: 318-893 (191 amino acids)
Biological process (GO): vesicle-mediated transport
Cellular component (GO): trans-Golgi network; Golgi cisterna
Molecular function (GO): GTP binding; GTPase activity
Source: RefSeq, a predicted model, not a curated record